This is a messenger RNA of Saccharomyces paradoxus, 8877 nucleotides long. It is a transcript of the gene CSF1, whose product is annotated as Csf1p. The record is from RefSeq and is a predicted model, not a curated record. NCBI's taxonomy places the organism in Eukaryota, Fungi, Ascomycota, Saccharomycetes, Saccharomycetales, Saccharomycetaceae. Gene Ontology annotation, cellular component: membrane. Bases 1 to 8877 code for a protein of 2958 amino acids. The transcript has a single exon. Gene Ontology annotation, biological process: fermentation.
AUGGAAGCUAUUUCGCAAUUACGUGGUGUUCCGUUGACACACCAAAAGGACUUUAGCUGGGUUUUUUUAGUAGAUUGGAUUCUCACGGUGGUGGCAUGUUUGACAAUGAUAUUCUACAUGGGAAGAAUCUAUGCAUACCUUGUAAGUUUUAUAUUAGAAUGGCUACUAUGGAAGCGAGCGAAAAUCAAGAUAAAUGUUGAGACACUUCGUGUCUCCUUGCUAGGUGGUCGAAUACAUUUUAAAAAUCUUUCCGUGAUACACAAAGAUUAUACAAUUUCGGUCUUAGAGGGUAGUUUAACAUGGAAAUACUGGCUUUUAAAUUGCAGAAAAGCAGAAUUAAUAGAUAAUGACAAGUCUUCUUCUGGCAAAAACGUAAAGCUUCCGUGCAAAAUUUCCUUAGAAUGCGAAGGUUUAGAAAUUUUUAUUUACAAUAGAACAGUAGCGUACGAUAACGUUAUAAACUUACUAUCCAAAGAUGAACGAGAUAAAUUUGAGAAAUACCUCAAUGAGCAUUCUUUUCCUGAACCUUUUAGCGAUGGAAGCAGCGCUGAUAAAUUAGAUGAAGAUCUAAGCGAAUCCGCCUAUACAACAAACUCCGAUGAAUCAAUAAUCAAUGAUAGGGAUUACCAAGAAACAGAUAUCGGCAAACAUCCAAAGCUUCUGAUGUUUUUACCGAUUGAACUUAAAUUCAGUCGCGGUUCCUUAUUGUUAGGAAAUAAAUUCACACCAUCUGUUAUGAUUUUAAGUUAUGAAAGUGGUAAAGGCAUAAUAGAUGUCUUGCCUCCUAAGGAGCGAUUAGACUUGUACAGAAAUAAAACACAAAUGGAAUUUAAGAACUUUGAAAUUUCCAUCAAACAAAAUAUUGGUUACGACGAUGCUAUUGGAUUGAAAUUCAAGAUAGAUAGAGGAAAAGUUUCAAAAUUAUGGAAAACGUUUGUACGAGUCCUACAGAUAGUAACCAAGCCUGUUGUAUCGAAACAGAAAAAAAAAAACGCAGGCCCAUCAGACGACAAUUUCUAUCAUAAAUGGAAAGGGUUAUCUCUUUAUAAAGCUGCUCCAGGCGACGCUAAAGCGAGCGAUUUAGAUGAUGUUGAAUUCGAUUUGACGAAUCAUGAAUAUGCUAAAUUUACAUCAAUUUUAAAAUGUCCAAAGGUCACAAUUGCAUAUGAUGUGGAUGUUCCAGGUGUCGUGCCACAUGGUGCGCAUCCAACGAUACCCGAUAUUGAUGGACCGGACGUAGGCAAUAACGGGGCACCUCCAGACUUUGCUUUAGAUGUUCAGAUUCAUGGAGGGUCCAUCUGUUACGGACCUUGGGCUCAAAGACAAGUCAGUCAUCUGCAGAGAGUUUUAUCACCUGUAGUAUCAAGAACAGCCAAACCUAUAAAGAAACUACCACCAGGUUCGAGAAGAAUAUAUACACUUUUCAGAAUGAAUAUUUCAAUAAUGGAAGAUACUACUUGGCGUAUACCAACGAGGGAAAGUAGCAAAGACCCUGAAUUCUUGCAACACUACAAAGAAACCAGUGAAGAGUAUAGGCCAUUUGGGUGGAUGGACCUCCGAUUUUGUAAGGACACCUAUGCAAAUUUCAAUAUAAGUGUGUGUCCCACGGUGCAAGGUUUUCAGAAUAAUUUUCAUGUUCAUUUCGUGGAAACCGAAAUUAGGUCAAGUGUUAAUCACGACAUUUUAUUAAAAAGUAAGGUAUUCGAUAUCGAUGGGGAUAUUGGAUAUCCAUUAGGUUGGAAUAGCAAAGCAAUAUGGAUAAUUAAUAUGAAGUCAGAGCAACUGGAAGCUUUUUUGCUACGAGAGCAUAUAACUUUAGUUGCGGAUACGCUUUCUGACUUUUCCGCUGGUGACCCUACGCCUUAUGAACUUUUUAGGCCAUUUGUAUACAAGGUCAACUGGGAAAUGGAAGGAUAUUCUAUUUAUUUAAACGUCAAUGAUCACAAUAUUGUUAACAAUCCGUUGGAUUUUAACGAAAAUUGCUAUUUGUCACUUCAUGGUGAUAAACUUGCUAUUGAUGUCACGGUACCCCGUGAAAGCAUUUUGGGGACAUACACAGAUAUGUCCUACGAAAUCUCAACUCCAAUGUUCAGGAUGAUGUUAAAUACUCCCCCUUGGAACACUUUAAACGAGUUUAUGAAACAUAAAGAAGUGGGAAGAGCAUACGACUUUACAAUUAAAGGUUCUUACCUUCUCUAUUCCGAGUUAGAUAUUGAUAAUGUUGAUACACUAGUCAUAGAGUGUACAAGUAACAGUACUGUGCUUCACUGCUAUGGGUUUGUCAUGAGAUAUUUAACAAACGUAAAGAUGAAUUACUUCGGUGAAUUUUUCAAUUUUGUGACUUCUGAAGAGUACACAGGCGUCCUUGGUGCCAGGGAGGUCGGAGACGUAACUACUAAGAGUUCAGUGAUGGAUUUGGCAUCUACUGUAGAUUCAGGGUAUCAGAAUAGCAGCUUAAAAAAUGAUUUUGAAGAUAAAGGUCCUGUGAAAAGAUCAGAUUUGAAAAGGACAACGAACGAGACUGAUAUUUGGUUCACAUUUUCGGUUUGGGAUGGUGCUUUAAUAUUACCAGAAACAAUUUAUAGUUUUAAUCCAUGUAUUGCACUGCAUUUUGCGGAACUUGUCGUGGAUUUUAGAAGUUGCAAUUAUUAUAUGGACAUAAUGGCAGUUCUCAACGGGACUUCGAUAAAACGGCACGCUUCAAAACAAAUAAAUGAAGUGUUUGAUUUGAUACGCCGUAAUAAUGGUGCCGAUGAACAAGAGCACGGAUCGCUUUCAGACCUCACCAUUCAUGGACACAGGAUGUACGGACUACCGCCUACAGAGCCCACCUACUUUUGUCAGUGGGACAUCAAUCUCGGUGAUUUGAGCAUUGAUUCAGACAUUGAAUUUAUAAAGGGAUUCUUUAAUUCCUUUUACAAGAUAGGCUUUGGCUACAAUGACUUGGAAAAUAUAUUAUUAUACGAUACGGAGACCAUUGAUGAUAUGACUUCAUUAACCGUGCACGUUGAAAAAAUAAGAAUAAGCCUUAAAGAUCCAGUAAUGAAAUCUCAGUCAGUUAUUAGCGCUGAAUCCAUAUUGUUUACCUUGAUUGAUUUUGAAAAUGAAAAAUAUUCACAAAGAAUAGACGUAAAAGUUCCAAAAUUGACGAUUUCUUUGAAUUGCGUAAUGGGUGAUGGCGUAGAUACAUCAUUUCUCAAAUUUGAAACAAAGUUAAGAUUCACAAAUUUUGAGCAAUACAAGGAUAUCGAUAAAAAAAGAUCAGAACAGCGCAGAUACAUAACAAUCCACGAUUCGCCCUACCAUAGGUGCCCUUUUCUCCUUCCGCUGUUUUACCAAGAUUCAGAUACAUAUCAAAACCUGUACGGGGCUAUAGCACCAUCCUCGUCUAUUCCAACUUUACCUCUUCCUACUUUGCCUGAUACUAUAGAUUAUAUCAUUGAAGAUAUUGUGGGCGAGUAUGCUACCCUUCUGGAGACUACAAAUCCAUUCAAGAACUUAUUCACAGAAACUCCAUCAACUAUUGGGCCUUCGGGAGCUAGUUUCACUGAAGACGACAACGACGAAGAAGCGGAUCCCUCAAGCUUCAAACCUAUUGCUUUUACAGAAGACAGAAAUCACGAAAGGGACAACUAUGUUGUUGAUGUUUCAUAUAUUCUCUUGGAUGUUGACCCGCUGCUUUUUAUUUUCGCCAAGAGUUUACUAGAACAGCUUUAUUCUGAAAACAUGGUGCAGGUCUUGGACGAUAUUGAAAUUGGAAUUGUGAAACGAUUAAGCAACCUUCAAGAAGGGAUUACUUCUAUUUCGAACAUUGAUAUCCACAUUGCUUAUUUAAAUUUAAUUUGGCAAGAAACAGGUGAGGAAGGUUUCGAACUCUACUUGGAUCGUAUUGAUUAUCAAAUGAGUGAAAAAUCUCUCGAGAAAAACCGAGCAAAUAAAUUAUUAGAGGUGGCAGCUUUAGCAAGGGUAAAAACUGUCAGAGUGACUGUCAAUCAGAAAAAAAAUCCAGAGUUGUCUGAAGAUCGCCCCCCUGCACUAUCGCUGGGCCUUGAGGGAUUCGAAGUAUGGUCCUCCACAGAAGAUAGACAGGUUAAUUCCUUAAACUUGACGUCAUCAGAUAUUACCAUAGAUGAAUCUCAAAUGGAGUGGCUCUUUGAGUACUGUAGUGACCAAGCAAAUCUUAUUCAGGAGGUUUUCACCUCCUUCCAUUCCAUUCAGAACACCAGAAGUAAUUCAAAGACAGAACUGAUUUCAAAACUUACAGCCGCAAGCGAAUAUUAUCAAAUUAGUCAUGACCCUUACGUCAUAACAAAACCUGCCUUUAUUAUGAGACUUUCUAAAGGACAUGUGCGUGAGAAUCGUAGUUGGAAGAUUAUUACGCGUCUAAGGCAUAUAUUAACGUACCUUCCUGGUGAUUGGCAAAGCAACAUCGACAAGGUGCUGAAAGAGAGGAAAUACACCUCUGACAAAGACGCCAAAAAUAUCUUCAUGUCUGUAUUUUCGACUUGGAGAAAUUGGGAGUUCUCAGAUGUCGCAAGGUCAUAUAUAUACGGUAAAUUAUUUCCAGCAGACAAUGAAAAGCAUAAACAAAAUUUGAUCAAAAAAUUAUUGAAGUGUACUAUGGGAUCAUUUUACCUUACUGUUUAUGGUGAGGGAUAUGAGGUUGAACAUAAUUUUGUUGUUGCGGAUGCAAACUUAGUAGUGGAUUUGACACCUCCUGUAACAAGCUUACCCUUAAAUCGAGAAGAGACUAUCGAAAUUACGGGGAGAGUAGGUUCAGUAAAAGGAAAAUUUAGUGAUAGAUUGCUUAAAUUGCAAGAUCUCAUUCCACUUGUUGCGGCAGUAGGCGAAGAUGAUAAAAGUGAUCCAAAAACGGAGCUAUCAAAGCAAUUUAAAAUGAACACCGUUCUACUAGUGGAAAAAAGUGAAUUGCAACUGGUGAUGGACCAAACGAAGCUCAUGAGCAGAACAGUUGGAGGUAGAGUUAGUUUACUAUGGGAAAAUCUAAAAGAUUCGACUAGUCAAGCGGGUUCAUUGGUUAUAUUUUCUCAGAAAUCAGAAGUGUGGUUAAAGCAGGCAUCUGUUAUUUUGGGAGAAGCUCAACUGCGCGAUUUUUCAAUUCUAGCCACUACUGAGGCAUGGUCACAUAAGCCUACGAUUCUUAUAAAUAACCAGUGUGCAGAUCUUCAUUUUAGAGCAAUGAGUUCUACAGAACAGUUAGUAACCGCUAUUACUGAAAUUAGGGAAAGUGUGCUGAGGAUUAAAGAGCGUAUAAAGUUUAAGCCCAAAUCAAAGAAAAAGUCCCAAUUUGUUGGGCAAAAGAUUAAUACAGUCCUGUCAUGUUAUUUUUCAAACGUCAGUUCUGAAAUUAUGCCCCUCUCGCCAUUUUAUAUCCGUCACGAAGCAAAACAGCUCGAUAUCUAUUUUAACAAAUUCGGUUCAAAUGAGAUUUUGCUAAGCAUAUGGGAUACUGAUUUUUUCAUGACAUCGCAUCAGACCAAGGAGCAAUACUUGAGGUUUUCUUUUGGCGAUAUCGAAAUUAAAGGAGGAAUUUCUAGAGAAGGCUACUCGUUGAUAAAUGUUGACAUUUCAAUAUCUAUGAUAAAGUUAACCUUUUCGGAACCGCGUCGUAUUGUGAACAGUUUUUUACAAGAUGAGAAGCUUGCUUCUCAGGGUAUUAAUCUUUUGAGUUCCUUGAAGCCUUUAUUUUUUAGUUCAGACUUACCAAAAAAAGAGAAGCAAGCACCUUCAAUAAUGAUAAACUGGACAUUAGAUACUAGUAUUAGUUAUUUUGGUAUUCUCGUGCCAGUGGCUUCCACAUAUUUCGUAUUUGAAUUACACAUGCUUCUACUUUCGCUAACCAAUACGAAUAACGGUAUGCUGCCGGAAGAAACCAAAGUGACAGGACAGUUUUCUAUCGAGAACAUCUUAUUUUUGAUAAAAGAGCGGUCACUACCCAUUGGUCUUUCGAAAUUACUCGACUUUUCUAUAAAAGUAUCCACCCUACAACGAACGGUUGAUACGGAGCAGUCCUUCCAAGUGGAAAGUUCCCAUUUCAGGGUCUGCUUAUCUCCUGAUUCUUUAUUAAGACUAAUGUGGGGUGCGCAUAAAUUAUUAGAUCUGAGUCAUUACUAUUCAAGACGCCAUGCUCCCAAUAUUUGGAACAUCAAAAUGUUCACCGGUAAAAGUGAUAAACCAAAAGAAAUGCCCAUAAAUUUCCGUUCUAUACACAUUCUGUCCUACAAAUUUUGUAUCGGCUGGAUAUUCCAGUAUGGAGCAGGCUCCGAUCCUGGGUUAAUUUUAGGUUAUAAUAGAUUGUUUUCAGCAUAUGAAAAGGACUUUGGUAAGUUUACAGUCGUGGACGCUUUUUUCUCUGUUGCAAAUGGUAGUACCUCAAGCACCUUUUUUUCUGAAGGAAACGAGAAGGACAAAUAUAAUAGAAGUUUCUUACCGAACAUGCAAAUAUCCUACUGGUUCAAAAGAUAUGGUGAGCUGAAAGAUUGGUUUUUUAGAUUUCAUGGUGAGGCACUGGAUGUAAACUUUGUUCCGUCAUUCAUGGAUGUUAUUGAGUCUACUUUACAAUCCAUGCGAGCAUUUCAAGAGCUAAAAAAAAAUAUUCUGGAUGUGUCCGAGAAUUCCCAUACGGAAAGUGAUAAUCCUUAUGCUAGCUCAAGUGUUGAAAGUGCCUCGAAUAGUUUGGCUCCUUUUCUCGAUAACAUUAGGUCCGUUAAUUCAAAUUUCAAGUAUGAUGGUGGUGUUUUUAGAGUUUACACAUACGAAGAUAUUGAAACAAAGAGUGAGCCAUCUUUCGAGAUAAAAAGUCCGGUAGUCACUAUAAACUGUACAUAUAAGCAUGAUGAGGAUAAGGCUAAACCACAUAAAUUCAGAACAUUAAUUACCGUCGACCCGACACAUAAUACGUUGUACGCAGGCUGUGCUCCUUUAUUAAUGGAGUUUUCAGAAAGUUUGCAAAAGAUGAUAAAGAAACAUAGCACUGACGAAAAGCCAAAUUUCACGAAGCCUUCUUCGCAGAAUGUUGAUUAUAAGCGACUCUUGGAUCAAUUUGAUGUAGCUGUCAAAUUAACGUCAGCUAAGCAACAAUUAAGCUUGAGCUGUGAACCAAAAGCUAAAGUCCAAGCGGAUGUUGGAUUUGAAUCGUUUUUGUUCAGUAUGGCUACCAAUGAAUUUGAUUCUGAACAGCCUCUGGAGUUUUCUUUAACUUUAGAACACACAAAAGCAUCCAUUAAGCAUAUAUUUUCAAGAGAAGUAAGUACGUCUUUCGAAGUUGGUUUCAUGGACUUGACGCUUUUAUUUACACAUCCUGAUGUAAUCAGUAUGUAUGGGACAGGAUUGGUUUCUGAUCUAAGCGUCUUUUUCAAUGUGAAGCAGCUUCAGAACUUGUAUUUGUUUUUGGAUAUAUGGAGGUUCAGUAGCAUUUUGCACACGCGGCCAGUACAAAGAUCCAGUAGUAAGGAAAUUGAUAUGAGUUCGUUAACAUCGACUAACUAUUCCGAUGUGGGCACAGAAAUACCCUGGUGUUUCACAUUAAUCUUCACCAAUGUCAGCGGGGACGUUGAUUUGGGCCCUUCUCUCGGUAUGAUUUCAUUAAGGACCCAGAGGACAUGGCUAGCCACAGAUCAUUAUAAUGAGAAGCGGCAGUUACUGCAUGCUUUUACUGACGGUAUUAGCUUAACUUCAGAAGGCAGACUGAGUGGUUUGUUUGAGGUCGCAAACGCAAGCUGGCUAUCAGAAGUCAAAUGGUCACCUGAAAAGAGCAAAAAUAUGCAUCCAUUAGUGUCUACCUCCCUAAACAUUGAUGAUAUAGCAAUAAAGGCUGCUUUUGAUUAUCAUAUGUUCUUGAUCGGCACUAUAAGUAAUAUACAUUUCCAGCUUCACAAUGAAAAGGAUGCCAAGGGGAUUCUACCCGACUUGUUACAAGUCUCUUUUUCAUCAGAUGAAAUUAUGCUCAGCUCUACUGCAUUAGUUGUUGCAAAUAUUCUGGAUAUCUACAACACCAUUGUACGUAUGAGGCAGGAUAAUAAAAUUUCAUAUAUGGAAACGCUGAGAGACUCGAAUCCUGGUGAAUCUAGGCAACCAAUAUUAUACAAGGACAUUUUGAGAUCAUUGAAAUUAUUAAGAACAGAUCUUUCGGUGAAUAUUUCCUCUUCAAAGAUUCAAAUUUCGCCAAUAUCUUUAUUCGAUGUGGAAGUGCUAGUAAUAAGGAUUGACAAAGUCUCUAUACGUUCCGAAACACAUUCAGGGAAAAAAUUAAAGACAGAUUUACAACUGCAAGUUCUAGAUGUUUCAGCAGCACUUUCUACUUCGAAAGAAGAACUAGAUGAGGAAGUUGGAGCCUCCAUUGCCAUUGAUGAUUACAUGCAUUAUGCGUCUAAGAUUGUUGGUGGUACUAUCAUUGAUAUUCCAAAACUUGCUGUUCACAUGACGACUUUACAAGAAGAAAAGACAAAUAAUUUAGAAUAUCUCUUCGCUUGCUCUUUUUCAGACAAAAUAUCUGUAAGGUGGAAUCUAGGGCCUGUGAAUUUUAUCAAAGAAAUGUGGACUACACAUGUCAAAGCACUGGCAGUUCGUCGAUCACAGGUAGCAAAUGUUUCGUUUGGACAAACAGAGGAGGAACUUGAAGAAUCAAUCAAAAAGGAAGAAACCGCUUCCAAGUUUAACUAUAUCGCACUCGAAGAACCACAGAUCGAAGUGCCUCAAAUAAGAGAUCUGGGAGACGCUACUCCACCUAUGGAAUGGUUUGGGGUCAAUAGAAAAAAAUUUCCGAAAUUCACUCAUCAAACUGCAGUAAUUCCCGUACAAAAGCUCGUUUAUCUUGCGGAAAAGCAGUAUGUCAAGAUACUGGAUGAUACGCAUUAA